This is a messenger RNA of Strongylocentrotus purpuratus (purple sea urchin), 1689 nucleotides long. RefSeq lists its product as uncharacterized. The transcript has 8 exons. NCBI's taxonomy places the organism in Eukaryota, Metazoa, Echinodermata, Echinoidea, Camarodonta, Strongylocentrotidae. The coding region runs from base 1 to 1689 and encodes 562 amino acids. The record is from RefSeq and is a predicted model, not a curated record.
AUGACUGUUAUCCCAUUCGAUGGUGUGAUCGUGUUGCUGGGCGUGUUUGACAAUGGCGGACUUAUCCCAAUCGCUGAGUCUGAAGCUGGUUCUGUGCUCCUUGAGUCUUGUUUCCAGAAUUCUCCCCGUUUCACCAAUGUAGACUUUUCCACAUUCGCAUGGUAUUUUGUAGACUCCCGCUUUCUUGUGGUUUGGAUGCUUGUCUUUGUGGGAGUGGAGUAUCGAAUGGGGUUUGAUGGAGGAACUGUGUCAAACUUGGAUGUCUGCUGCUUGAAGGAUAAGUUGAAUCUUAUUGAAACUCUUGACAUCCGGCUUGAUAAUCUCAGUGAACGUCCCUCUGCAUCACGUGAUCUCGCUCAGUUAAUCUGCAAGAUGCCUCAUCUGAAGAACCUGACACUCCAUACCGCCAUGUCGCUUCACGAUGAUUUCUACUCAACAUCUUCGUUGAUAGCGUCAUCUGCAAAGAUUGAGACUCUUGACAUCCGGCUUGAUGAUCUCAGUAGACGUCCCUCUGCAUCACGUGAUCUCGCUCAAUUUAUCUGUAAGUUACCUCAUCUGAAGAAUCUGAUACUCUGUGAGCAAAAGGGCUAUGAUAAUUCCUCACUUCACGAUGACUUCUACUCAACAUCUUCGUUGAUAGCGUCAUCUGCAAAGAUUGAGACUCUUGACAUCCGGCUAGAUGAUCUCAGUGAACGUCCCUCUGCAUCCCGUAAUUUCGCUCAGUUCAUCUGCAAGAUGUCUCAUCUGAAGAACCUGACACUCGAUGCCCCCAUGUCGGUACACGAUGACUUCUACUCAACAUCUUCAUUGAUAGCGUCAUCUGCAAAGAUUGAGACUCUUAAAAUCCGGCUUGGUGAUCUCAGUGAACGUCCCUCUGCAUCACGUGAUCUCGCUCUGUUUAUCUGCAAGAUGCCUCAGCUGAAAAACCUGACACUCACACUUCGUCAAGGAAGAUGCAUGAUGAACAGUGAAUUCUACUCAACAUCUUCGUCGCUAGCGUCAUCUACAAAGAUUGAGACUCUUGACAUCCGGCUUGAUGAUCUCAGUGAACGUCCCUCUGCAUCACGUGAUCUCGCUCAGUUCAUCUGCAAGAUGCCUCAUCUGAAGAACCUGACACUCCAUGCCCCCAUGUCGCUUUUCGAGGACUUCGACACAUCAUCAACGUUGAUGGCAUUGUCUGCAAAGGACAACCAGAGUGGUAACAAGGGCUCAGCCACCCUGACUGAGCUGACAGUGGAUGAUGAGACACUACGAAGAUGGCAGGAUUAUGGUUCGAUGUUUGAUAAUGUGAAGAGGGUCACUAUACAGGUACGGAGCACGAUCACAUAUGACGUCAUCAGGAGGAUCCAUCUCCCAGAAGCAACAGAACUCACCAUUCAAUCAGAUGAGUUUAGAGAUCGACCGGCUAAUUUCCACGAGAAGCCCACUUCACUACCCGACGUCCUCCUGAAUAGCUUCCCUCGGCUUGUCAAGGUGACAUUUAGCGAUCUUAACAUUGGUAACAGUAAGAUGGAACUAAUCUUACAAGCUUUCAGAUCACCUCACAACCUCAAAAAUCUGAAGACUAUCAGAUUCAUAAGAUGCGGGACAGAUGAGAGAGUGGAUGAUGUCACCGUUGCUUGUAAUGAAGGUCAUAUCAUGGAGGUGGUCCACCAGGUGGAGGUGGUGCAUGGCAAACCACGUGGGUAA